AUGCUUCANAAUGUUUCCAUAUGUCCAUCUUCGCAAGCAUUCAACUUUAAUACUAGUCUUCUAGUUAUACUUAUUUAUAAUUCCAUCGCACGAAAUCGUACAGAACUUAUUCAUUUGCCAGUUAGUUCACUUACUCAUUGCCAUAUUCGAUCUUCAACAGGAUUUAUUCCAGUUCAAAUAACACCAGUAAUGGUGACGUCGGCAAUUAAUGUAUCAUUAGCAGCUCCUUAUCGAUGUUCAUUUCUGGCGAGAGACAUUCCUCCGAUUGGUUAUGACACAUACUGGCUUACUAACCAAUCAACGGCGACUACUCCAUCUAAUCCAACACCGAUCAAGAGCACGAGACUACUCUUCGCCGCUACUCAUAUACCUUCAAACAAAACGAUCGACAUCUCACAAGAAUUUCUUUACUAUCCAUCCAGUGAUGACGGUAAUCCUUACGUAUUUCGGCCGUUAGAGCAAAUACCACGUCCUAUAUCAUCAUAUGCACGAUUAGAAGUAGUGUCUGGCUUAUUAUAUGCUGAAGUUCGGCAGUAUAUUACUGAAUGGAUUAGUAGUAGUGUGCGUCUCACACGGAACUCAUCUGUCAUAGAGUUCGAUUACACUGUUGGUCCAAUACCGAUCGAAGAUAGUUUAGGCAAAGAGAUCAUUACUCGUUUCAAUACAAGUAUUCGAAGUCAAGGUGUAUUUUUUACAGAUAGUAAUGGUCGUGAAUUUCAACGGCGUCAAAGAGAUUAUCGUCCCACAUGGAAUUAUACAGUGACAGAACCUGUUAGCGGCAAUUACUAUCCGAUGACAGCAGCAGUACGUAUUGAGAGUGAUGUCAUAAUAUCGGUACGACGGGUAUUCAUCAAAAUCCAUCAUUUUUGCUCCAAUACCAUUCUACGUUCCUCUUCGCCAUCCGCCACGCUAUGCACAUCUCGAUCCAUUUGA
Molecule: messenger RNA, 933 nt
Organism: Adineta ricciae
Lineage: Eukaryota; Metazoa; Rotifera; Eurotatoria; Adinetida; Adinetidae
Source: the annotation of a GenBank genome assembly